Messenger RNA from Durotheca rogersii, 1667 nucleotides. RefSeq names its product ubiquitin-conjugating enzyme/RWD-like protein. The record is from RefSeq and is a predicted model, not a curated record. Gene Ontology annotation, cellular component: cytosol; endoplasmic reticulum. Lineage: Eukaryota; Fungi; Ascomycota; Sordariomycetes; Xylariales; Xylariaceae. The transcript is spliced from 2 exons. The coding region runs from base 547 to 1047 and encodes 166 amino acids.
UCUUAGUGCUUCGUUAUCUAAUCGGAGAUACGCCCGGACCACUUUGGAACUGUCGGAUCCCCCUCGGCAUCUCGGCGUUGGUUAUUCAGUGAGGGCAACCAAUAGGGUGAGAGGUAGGCAGAUUAGAUAAGAAUUAUUCUGUGAACAGAGGGACCUCAAAGGCUCAACCACAAUGCGGGCAUGUACUUCCGUACCGACAGAACCCCGCGGGUCCGCCACUCUCUCAGGUUCCUAAGCACCGACCUCCGACAUCCAACCUCCAAUCUCACCACCUUCACGUAGCUUCGCUGCCAACCGCCACGCUUCCUAAGGAGCGUCCAGUUUUCCCACGUCUAGUGUCGCGUUUCCGUACAGGCACCAUACCUACCUACCUACCUACCGAACCUCAUAGGUAAUACCUACACAGCGAAUCCGCCGUGUCCACCACCACCAAACGUAUCAGAAUCCGACUCCAUUUUCCCUCCGCCCUCUCAAGACAACAACAAGUCGCGCCACUCCUUUCUACUUCUACCCCCCAGCACCAACGCCGGCAACAAGACGCCCGCCAUGGCCCAGUCGACCGCGCACCGCCGCCUCCUGCAGGAGUACAAGAUGCUGACCAACAACCCGCCGGACGGGAUCACGGCCGGCCCCGUCAGCGAGGACGACAUGCUGCACUGGGAGGCGCUGAUCCAGGGGCCCGAGGGCACGCCCUUCGAGGGCGGCAUCUUCCCGGCCGAGCUCAAGUUCCCCAAGGACUACCCGCUCGCGCCGCCCAAGAUGACCUUUCUGGGCGAGAUUUUCCACCCGAACGUGUACCCGAGCGGGCUCGUCUGCAUCUCGAUCCUGCACCCGCCGGGCGACGACCCGAACCACUACGAGCACGCGUCGGAGCGGUGGAGCCCGAUCCAGUCGGUCGAGAAGAUCCUCAUCUCCGUCAUGAGCAUGCUCGCCGAGCCCAACGACGAGAGCCCCGCCAACAUCGAGGCCGCCAAGAUGUGGCGCGACCGCCGCCCCGAGUACGAGCAGCGCGUCCGCGACGGCGUCCGCCGCAUGCUCGGCCUCUGAGUCCGGCCGUCGGGGGCCAGGGCGAGGGCUGCGGGAAUGCGACAGAGGGAAUCAAAUAUAGCGAGGGGGGAAAGGCGGUGGGGCGACGUGUGGAUGAAGGACCGAGGGGGUGGGUAAGAUGGGAGGAGAGGCGCGUCUGGGAAGAUACGUCGUGUUCUUCUGUCCGCGCCAUAUGGGGAAUGUGGCUGCGAGAUCACGACGCUGCGUGAGACGAAAGAACUUAGAUGCUCAUCCUACGCCAUGUACGGGAUUAUGCGGUUAGCAGUUCUCCCCGGCAUGUUUUUCGUGUUUUUCGAACCGAGACGACGCCAUUACAAGCUACCAUGGCGCCUCGGGGUAGGAACAGUAAGUACCUAACCCCGCGAGACAGACCGGGUGGGCGCGGAAGGCGAGACAGAUAAUUCGGAUGUAUCGCGUCGUCGAGAUAUCACAGUAUCUAGAUCACGGCGGCGCUGUCGAAGGGGGUUGCGGCGGCGAACCAUUUUAAUCGUGCUCAAACACAUCAUGCAUAGCGGGUGUAGCAGGCCUGUUCUCGGUUGGUAAUCAAAAAGUUGAAUCCCUUUCCCACACGUAGGCAGCUUCAAUGCCUGGCUUCUGUCUCGUGCAAUCGUCGGGAAUUC